Carassius carassius (crucian carp) is the source of this 1015-nucleotide messenger RNA. RefSeq names its product butyrophilin-like protein 3. The transcript is spliced from 7 exons. Lineage: Eukaryota; Metazoa; Chordata; Actinopteri; Cypriniformes; Cyprinidae. The record is from RefSeq and is a predicted model, not a curated record. The coding region runs from base 83 to 1015 and encodes 310 amino acids.
ACUCACCAUUCUGUGAGUUUUCUGGUUAUAAUGCAUAUCUCUGUUUUCAUAUUUUUCUUUUCAGCAUCCACAUCCUUCAAAGAUGAAUUUCAUUUUUUUGACCCUGCUGAUUAUUAGUGGAAUUACUUACUCAAGAUCAGACCGGUAUGAAGUAGUGAGUCCUGCAGAUACUGUAUUUGCUGUAGCUGGUGAAGAUGUGAUUCUGCCCUGUUCAGUUAAGCCCAGCAUCAGUGUUGUGGACAUGAGAGUGGAGUGGUUUAGAUCUGAUCUGAAAAAUUCACAACUAGUGCAUCUCUAUGAGGAUCAUGACGACAGAAACACAAAUCAGAGUCAAUCCUACAGAGGAAGAACAAAACUGAAUCCUCAAGAAUUACAGAGAGGAGAUGCAUCACUCAAACUCUCAUCUGUCCAAGUCUCUGAUGAAGGACGUUACAAGUGUUUUAUUCAGUCCAAAUCCUGGUCUGAUUAUGCUUCUCUUGAUAUCAGUGUUGAAGCUGUAGGAAGUCCUCCAGUGAUCACUGUAGAUGGAUUUGAUCAAUCAGGAGGGCUUCAUCUACAAUGUGAAUCUGAAGGUUGGAACCCUAAACCUGAUCUUGAGUGGCUGAACAGUGAAGGAGCCAGCUUGAGUUCAGAAACAACAGAAAUGCAAAGAAACACAGACGGGUUCAGUGUGAAACACACCCUCACUGUACAACACAGAGAUGACAAGAUUCACUGCAGAGUCAGACUGAGACAUCACAUGCUGGAGACACUGAUUUUGACCUCAAGUAAGAGUUUUAAUCCUUGGAGGACAUUAAUCAUCUUGUCUUCAAUUGCUGCUGUACUCAUUGUGAUUUCUGGAAUACUGUUAGCUGCAUUUGUUCAUAAAAGAAGAGAACACAACAAACAACAGAAUGAGAACAGGAGGAAAACAGAAGACCGUGAUCGACUACAGGAGGAGAAGAACAGAUUUCAACAAGAACGUGAUAAACUACUGGAGGAGGAGAAGAGAAUUCAACAAGGUGAAUUUAUCUAA